Molecule: messenger RNA, 3612 nt
Organism: Thrips palmi
Lineage: Eukaryota; Metazoa; Arthropoda; Insecta; Thysanoptera; Thripidae
Product: E3 ubiquitin-protein ligase COP1-like
Exons: 2
Coding region: 145-2133 (662 amino acids)
Biological process (GO): proteasome-mediated ubiquitin-dependent protein catabolic process
Cellular component (GO): cytoplasm
Molecular function (GO): metalloaminopeptidase activity; ubiquitin protein ligase activity; manganese ion binding
Source: RefSeq, a predicted model, not a curated record
AAGGGGAUUGUGGUUGGAGCGAACAGCAACAAGGGCGGCUGUGUUCUGACUGCUGAUGCCCAGAAAGUUGAUGCCGCAUCCAAUGGACGUUUGCAGAAGCUCAUAAAUUUGGAUAUCACUGUGUGACGUGCUCUCUUUGGAAUAAUGGCUUCAAAUUCACCAUCAUCAUCAUCACACAACACAACCCAUCAACGGAGCCGUCCUACCAAACGACAGCAUCCAGCUGUGUUGAAUGGUGUCGGGGGAUCCUUCGAAGACAAGAACAAUGACUACUUGUGUCCCAUUUGUUUCGAACUUAUUCAGGAGGCUCAUAUAACUCGUUGUGGACAUACAUUUUGCCACCAAUGCAUUGCAAAAUCAUUGGAAUCGAGUGGACGGUGCCCCAAAUGUAGCUAUUCUUUGGGAUCACUGGAUAAUGUUUUCCCUAAUUACUUACUAAAUGAAUUGAUCUCUAAAUUCAAAGCGAAGUCCAAAGUCAAGAACGAAUUCAGUGCCACCUCUAGUAGUUCAAGAGAGUGGGCACAGAGUCCAGUUGAUGGACUAAGAGAAUUUGUGUCAACUGAAUCUCGUAAUCUUACACUUCCGGACGUCAAUGUAAUUCUUGAAUUACUUACUCAACGGAAAAGUGUCCUUGAAGCAGAAUCUUCGUAUUCUCAGAACAAAUUACUUCACGAGUUCUUAGAGCAUUUAUUGAGACUGAAAGAAUCUCAACUGGAUUUGUUGAACAAAGAGGUAUCUCUUAUAAAACAUGACAUGUCCGAGGUUGAUAGAGUUCUCAAAGACUGCACCCCAGGUGCUGAAGAUAUAUGUGUAAACUUAGAGAGCAGACCAUCUUCAAUGAAGUCAAAGAAGAAAGCUGUUGUGUCUAAUUCUCUAGACAGUUCGACACCCCAAGAGGAAACUGUAUCACAAGACAGUGAAGGUUUCAAUGAAAAACGCCUGGCUGGAAGCAUUGUAGAAAACAGACUUGCAUCACGUAGGAAACGCAUGCAUACACAUUUUGAUGAUUUUGUCCAAUGUUAUCUGAAUAUUAGAGCCAAAGAAGUCACUUUUGGCAGGCCCAGUGAAAAAUCUACCAUGUCAGCAGACACUGGAAGUGUUAGUGCUGGUGGUUUAGAUACAUUCAGAGAGAAUUUGGUGAAGUUUUCUCGUUACAACUACCUUAGACCUUUGGCCACUCUUAAUUAUUCCAGUGAUAUAUUCAACAACUCAACCAUAGUAUCCAGUAUUGAGUUUGAUAAAGAUAAUGAAUUUUUUGCAAUUGCUGGGGUAACCAAAAGAAUAAAAGUCUUUGAGUAUGGGUCAGUCAUUCGAGAUGUUGUGGACAUCCAUUACCCUUGUGUGGAAAUGACAUCGACCUCUAAGAUAUCAUGCAUUAUCUGGAACUCUUAUCACAAAAAUGUAUUGGCAAGUAGUGAUUAUGAAGGUGCUGUUACUGUUUGGGAUGCAGCAACAGGUCAAAGAACAAAGACAUUCCAGGAACAUGAGAAACGCUGCUGGAGUGUAGACUUCAAUGCUGUGGAUUCCCGACUCAUUGCUUCAGGAUCUGAUGAUGCUAGGGUGAAGCUUUGGAAUUUAAAUAUGGAAAAUUCCGUUGCAUCCUUGGAAGCUAAGGCUAAUGUCUGUUGUGUGAAAUUCAACCCUUGCAGUUCAUUUCAUCUAGCCUUUGGUUCUGCCGACCAUUGUGUUCAUUAUUAUGACUUGCGAAAUAUGAAAGAAGCACUCAUGGUAUUUAAAGGACAUCGGAAAGCUGUGUCUUACGUCAAAUUUCUGAACAAAGAAGAUAUUGUUUCAGCCUCAACAGAUAGUCAGUUGAAAAUGUGGAAUGUGAAUAAUUUGCAUUGUCUUCGUUCCUUUGUGGGACAUACCAAUGAAAAGAAUUUUGUUGGCUUAGCCACAGAUGGAGAUUACAUUGCUUGUGGCUCAGAAAAUAAUUCUCUGUAUGUGUAUUACAAAGGGCUCACAAAGCAACUCUUUAGUUUUAAAUUUGAUGCUGUUCGAAGUAUUUUAGAGAAAGAUAGGAAAGAGGAUGAUGUGAAAGAGUUUGUAUCUGCUGUAUGCUGGAGGCAAAAUUCCAAUGUUGUUGUGUCUGCUAACAGCCAGGGAAUUAUUAAAAUAUUGGAAUUAGUAUGAAUUAUGUGCAGUUGAAUGCAGGAGCUAACCCUUACAGAUUUUAAAGUCAAUGUGCCAAGUUUUAUAUAUGAUUAUGCAAACUGUUUGUACUUAUUAUUUCCCCGUCCACUUUUGCCCUAUCUUAAUAAAGUCAUCUUUCAAAAUAUGCAUCUGGUGCCUCUUUUGCACUGCAAUCUUCUUAAGGUUAGAUGCAAGGUGGUAGUAUGAAUGUUAUAAUGUGAAGUCACCUUGAAGACAAGGAACACAAUUAGCAGUCAUUUAAUUAUUAGAAUAUGGCUCAAGGGCACUAGAUGAAUAUCUGAAUAAUUAGACAUCGAAGCUUGCUGUGAUCCUACUCAAGUUUCAAGGGGAUGUUGUUCAUGCCUUAGAGAAAAAUUUAUCAAAGCGUACCCGAACUCUGCCUUAGAAGUUACGGCUAAACUUUAUAUCCAAAGUUGUUAAGAGGUGUAUGCAAUGACUUCCAGUGCACCUCUUUCUGUUUAAGUAACUUAGUCAAGAAGAUUGGUUUUAGUUUCUCAGUUGCAAUAAUAGUUGUGAUAUGGACUGUAGAUAAUUUGUCUUGAACAAAUCAUAUUGAAUGAAAGAUGCUUGAAAUUAAAUGUUCUAUUAGAAAACGUAGCCCAUAACUAAAUUCCACUAAUGUUUUAAUGCAACCAAAAUCGGAGUGAAUUGAAAUUUUAAAAAUUUGUUUUCUGUUAAAUGCAAUGUUGAAGUUCAACUACUUAGUGCACUGUAGUUCUUUAUAUUUUUCUACACACUGUGCAUUUGUUUUUGUGAUCAAAGCCCAUUAGCUGGCAAACAAUUUAGUUAAGGUUUUCAUUUAAGAACGUCAUGUGCCUAGUUAUUGAAGUUUCCUGUUGACAAGAUGAUGAAAAAAACAAACAUGAAAUAUAAUUUUAGCAAAUGACUUAAAUGUGAUAGCACUGGUUCAUUUGUUGGCUAUUUUUGUUUUCCUCCAAAAUUGUGUGCUCAUAUAUUAAAUGAAUAAUCUUCUGUCUCUCUCUCCUCAUUAAUAAAGCAAAUUUAUCAUUCAUCACUUCUUCAAACUUUACAGUAAUUUUAAUUGUUCUUUUUUUUAUAUGAUUGAAUUAUUAUAACUUUGACAGAAAUGCAACCAGUAUCCAUUCCUUUAAAGGAACAAAAAAAAAUGAUCUAAGUAUGUUGUGCUCAUAGCUUUGCUUAAGUAUUUAUAGACUUGAAGUAGAGCUAUUAUGUACAAUAAAUAAUUCUUUAGAAAAGAAGCAAAAUAGUUUUUUGAAGAUAAAAAGCACCAUAACUUGCCCUGCCAUAUUUAUAACAGGUCAAGCAAUCUUCUUUAGUACAAUUAUUGAUGAGUAGCAAGAACAUUAUAGAAACAAAAUAUCCCCUUGUUUUCAUGGCACAAAUGAGUGUGUGAAAUCACUUAUGGUGUGAUAAUUCAUACUCGUGUAAGCUGCUUUAUUGUUGUUAUUGUUGUUGUGAAAUAAAUGAUUGAACAUU